AUGGCUGAAAGAAAGAAAGCUGUCAGAAAGAAGAAGGACCCAGAUGCACCAAAGAGAUCUUUGAGUGCUUACAUGUUUUUCGCCAACGAUAACAGAGAUAUCGUCAGGGCUGAAAAUCCAGGUAUCGCUUUUGGUCAAGUUGGUAGAUUAUUAGGUGAAAGAUGGAAAGCCUUGACUGCCGACGAAAAGAUUCCCUACGAAAAGAAGGCUAACGAUGACAAAAAGAGAUACGAGAAACAAAAGGCUGAGUACGCCAAGAAGAAUAGCUAA
Yamadazyma tenuis ATCC 10573 is the source of this 270-nucleotide messenger RNA. RefSeq names its product high-mobility group nucleosome-binding protein (gene NHP6A). Gene Ontology annotation, molecular function: DNA binding, bending. The record is from RefSeq and is a predicted model, not a curated record. Lineage: Eukaryota; Fungi; Ascomycota; Pichiomycetes; Serinales; Debaryomycetaceae.